AUGGCGGCCCUUCGAUACAGUACUCGAUUCUUUCCCCAUGCGCCCUCUCUCCUCUGCAAUCCUACGGUUACAACCAUCGGGAGAUCCUUUGCUUCCCGACCAGCAGCAGUUUCUACUACUGGUAAAGACCCCGAAUAUUCUAGCGACGACUUAGCUGUGGCCCGAGAAUGGCUGGCCCGAUUCAAUUCCAAUCCCAUCCCACGCCAGAUUGGAGAAAUUUCCUUCAGUCGUUCAGGGGGACCUGGAGGCCAAAACGUGAAUAAGGUCAAUACAAAAGCUACACUGAAGAUGCCCCUCGAUUCUUUGCUACCCCUUGUGCCUCGCGUUCUGCAUUCCCCGCUCCGUGCAUCCCGCUACUUUGCCGCCCGAUCACAGAGUCUGGUCAUACAGUCGGAAGAGUCGCGGAAGCAGGCGACCAAUGUAGAUGCAUGCUACGAGAAGCUCCACCAGUUGCUGAAAACUACCGCAAAGGAGGUAAUUCCUGGUGAAACGUCGCCAGAGCAAAGAGACCGUGUGCAUAAAUUGAAAAAAGCCGAGAAUGAGGCGAGGAUUAGGGCUAAAAAACUGCACAGCAGCAAAAAGAGCCGUCGACGGAGUGGUAAUGACGACUAA
Aspergillus ochraceoroseus IBT 24754 is the source of this 612-nucleotide messenger RNA. RefSeq names its product peptidyl-tRNA hydrolase domain protein. Lineage: Eukaryota; Fungi; Ascomycota; Eurotiomycetes; Eurotiales; Aspergillaceae. The record is from RefSeq and is a predicted model, not a curated record. Gene Ontology annotation, molecular function: translation release factor activity. The transcript is spliced from 3 exons. Gene Ontology annotation, cellular component: mitochondrial large ribosomal subunit. Gene Ontology annotation, biological process: mitochondrial translational termination. Bases 1 to 612 code for a protein of 203 amino acids.